AUGAGUGCUCAAACAAUUGAAAACCAAUCCUCAAUCAACAAAUCCAUCCUCAACAAUCUUGUGCAUGGUGACGAUACUCUCGACAUCAAACAACAUUCUUCCUUAACACCUCGCCGUGAAAAUUGUGUGUAUGGUUUAUACAGCAAGUAUCAAGAAUUUGAUCCAACCAGCGCACCCUCUCAAACUUUAUGGAGCCAUAUCAUAAGUGAAGCCGCACACCAGCCUACCGCUCAUGAAAGUCCCAAAACUUCAGACAAUUUCAUCCAAUUUUCCGCCCCUUUCCUGUGUGAUCAAUACUUGGUCAAGCUCAAGAAGUUGUUUGAGGAACUGGCUGAAUCCAAGGCUGGUUGGAGUUAUACUUUCCGCCAUCACAACGCUGUGAUUCUUGAAGGCAUUUUGGAAGAUCUUCAAGAGCUAAAAAAUGGUACUGGUGCUGAAAAUACAAAAUAUAGAAACACCGCUCAAAUACAUUUCCCAGAUACUAGUAACCAUCAGCCAAAAAUCAGAUCAAGCUCGCACUCAGAUGAAAACGAUCAUUCUGGAUCUGCAGACGGUGAUGACCCACCACCUCCAGUUCUACCAACAAAAUCCGAAAACGACUUCGAAAACGCAACACUCAUCACAAUUGCCAUGUCGCCUUUCAAAACACCGCCAAAAAAUACUCGUGGGUGCAAUCUCAAGAUAAGCAAGCGAAGUCACCUCUUCCGUCAACAUUACCUCAUCCGUUCCAUUUCUAAUGAUUUAUACUUGUAUGAUCACCAUCAAAAUCAAAUGGGGACCACCAAGAUUUUUCAUGGAACGCGGCAGUCUUCAUUAUUAUCUUUCAACGAAAACGGGAUUCAACCAGCCUUCGGCCGCAACGAGUUCUCAUAUGCACCCGCGUUCUAUGCUUCAAAUGAUCCACAACAGGCAUUUGAACAUCCACUCCACAAUCAUCUAGGCGCAGGCACCAACAAUACAAUUGAUCUGAUUGCUGUGUUGCAGUUUGAAGUAGCAAUUUCUAUAUUGCACGGAAACGGAUCACCGGGAAACGAACAACCUCCGUUCAAUGUCUACCGAUUCUCUAAGUACUCGCAGACAAACUUGAUCCAUUGGCAGAAGUUUUGUGAUCGCAACAUGAAGGCAAGAAUCUCUGAAAACCACGACUACGUUCUUGUCAUAGGUCCAAUCUGUUUGCCAUCAAAAGACAAUAAACCAGUGACGUGUCUGCAGAUGAAGAACUCCAAGAUACCAACCACUCAGAUUGCCUUUUGCUCCAGAAGGUCAAGGGCUUGGAUUGGCAGACAGAUCAAAGAACAUAUAUCUUGA
Molecule: messenger RNA, 1308 nt
Organism: Puccinia graminis f. sp. tritici CRL 75-36-700-3
Lineage: Eukaryota; Fungi; Basidiomycota; Pucciniomycetes; Pucciniales; Pucciniaceae
Exons: 2
Coding region: 1-1308 (435 amino acids)
Biological process (GO): endoplasmic reticulum to Golgi vesicle-mediated transport
Cellular component (GO): endoplasmic reticulum membrane
Source: RefSeq, a predicted model, not a curated record